UGAUGAAUUUCGAUGAUGCUUCUCUAUCUUCACUCCAUACUUACAGAGUCAAAACUCGUUAGUAAUAAAAAGGCAUCCAGCCUUCUAUUCAAAAAUCCAAAAGAAAAUACUGUCAUAUAUCUCCUGAUAGAAAGAAUUAGUUAAUUUCUCUUGUGCUCGAUAAAAAGCUUAGGAUCAAAGAUGUACUUAUAUUUGUAUAUAAUUUACAAUAGGCUGCUGCUAUUUGUAGUUUAAAUUAUUCCACAGCCAAAACAAUACUUUAUACUUUGAGGCAUAGACCACCUAAGUAAGCUAUAGUCAAGCCAAUUUCGAAUUCAACAUAGCAAAACCUAACUAUGAGAAUUCUUAUUAAUGGCAAACUUGUGAAUGAGUAUGAUUUUUAUGCAAAAUCGAAUAAGAGUUGA
Messenger RNA from Paramecium pentaurelia, 404 nucleotides. NCBI's taxonomy places the organism in Eukaryota, Ciliophora, Oligohymenophorea, Peniculida, Parameciidae. The record is from the annotation of a GenBank genome assembly.